AGAGAAAACAUGAAGGAAAAGAGGAGUGAGUUCCAGCAGCGGGGACCAAAGUCAACUGGAAGUUUCUCAUGAGCUGGGAUCUCAUCAUUAUAGAGCGGAUGGAAGAACAGGAAGGAACAUAUCAAUUCAAGUCCACGAUAAGAGACUAAACGAAUAAACAAUCGCGAAAGUCAUUAACUGCCCUCGUGAAUGUGUGACAGUCGGGUUUGCGUGUGUUGAGCCAGCCGGGUCUCGAGGCUUCGGGUCGGGCUCCGGUGCUUCUGACCGUCUCAUUAAAGGAUCCGGUGGCCACUGAAGGUCAGAGACUUCAAGCCGAGAGCAGAGGCGUCGCCACCAGUCGAUUCGGCAGUCAUGGCCGGGGCGAAACCGGGAGUACACGCUUUACAGCUGAAACCGGUGUCGGUCCCUGAAGAUCUUAAAAAGGGGAGUAAGUUUAUCAAAUGGGACGAGGAUAACAGUGUACUCACCCUUGUCACCCUUAAAGUGGACUCCGAUGGAUUCUUCCUGUACUGGUCCGAAGGGACCAAAAUGGAUGCGGAAGUCCUGGACAUCAGUCAUAUCAGGGACACCAGGACAGGAAAAUAUGCCAAGAUUCCAAAGGACCUGCGAGUGUAUGAGCAAUUGAAAAGUAAUACAGAAGGCAAAGUGGAUUCCACAAAGCUGCUGACCAUUGUCCAUGGCAACGACCUGGUCAAUAUCUCCUUCCUCAACUUCCAAGCUGUGCAGGAAGGGCAAGCCAAGGUGUGGGCAGAUGAGCUGUUUAAUCUUGCCACAAACAUCUUGUCCCAGAAUGCUUCCCGCAACACCUUCUUAUUCAAAGCUUACACAAAGCUGAAGCUACAGGUAAACCAGGAUGGAAAAAUCCCAGUUAAGAACAUCCUGAAGAUGUUCUCGGAUAGGAAGCGUGUGGAGAUGGCGCUGGAACACUGCGGUCUUGUCAAUACCAGGGUGGAGAGUUUAAAGCCAGAUUACUUCACCUGGGAAAAGUUUCAGAAAUUUCUCGACAAACUGAGCCCCCGACCAGACGUGGAGCGCAUCUUUGUGAAGCUUGGUUCUAAAGGGAAGCCCUUCUUGUCUUUGGAUCAGUUGAUGGGCUUUAUAAACAACAAACAGAGAGAUUCACGAUUAAAUGAGGUUCUUUACCCUCCUCUCAAGCGUGAACAGGUCCGCCAGGUCAUGGAGAAAUAUGAGACCAACAUCAGCCAGCUGGAGAGAGAUCAGUUCUCCAUGAUGGGCUUCACAAAGUAUCUUGGUGGCGAUGAGAAUUUUGUAGUUCCUCCUGAGAGACUGGAUAUCAUUGAUGACAUGAAUCAACCCUUGUCUCACUAUUUUAUCAACUCUUCACACAACACCUACCUUACGGUGGGUCAGUUGACGGGUCUGUCGUCAGUAGAGAUGUACAGGCAGGUGUUGCUGACAGGGUGCCGCUGUAUCGAACUGGAUUGCUGGAAGGGCCGCCCAACUGACGAAGAGCCAAUCAUCACGCAUGGUUUCACCAUGACAACUGAGAUUUCAUUUAAGGAAGUCAUUGAGGCCAUUGCUGAAAGUGCGUUCAAAGCUUCCCCGUACCCUCUCAUACUCUCCUUUGAGAAUCACGUGGACUCAGCAAAGCAGCAGGAGAAAAUGGCCGAUUACUGCCGAUCCAUGUUCGGGGAUGCGUUGCUCAUCGACCCUCUGGAUAAGUACCCGCUGGUUCCUGGUCAACCACUGCCAACCCCUCAGGAGCUGAUGGGGAAGAUUCUCAUCAAGAACAAGAAGAAACAUCACAACAGGGCCUCGAACGGAGGGAGCAUCAAACGCAAAGAUGGGACGGAUGAUCAGUCCUCACCUUUAAAUGAUUGUCCAUUGUCUGAUGGGGACGUGGGCCAGAACCUGUCCAAUGGGGGCGAGAGGCUUGCAGAGAGGAUGACCAAAGACCUUGAUAUAAACAAAUCGAUUGAUCGGGGGGAUGGAGAAAGUGAUGAUGAGGAGGAGGAGCUGGCUCCAGAUCCCAAAAAACACACUGAUGAGGGUACUGCAUAUAGUGAGGUGAACGCUACAGAGGAAAUGUCCACAUUGGUCAACUACAUAGAACCGGUCAAAUUCAAAUCAUUUGAAGUGGCAAGAAAGAGAAAUAAAUAUUUUGAGAUGUCCUCUUUUGUGGAGACCAAAGGCAUGGAAACUUUGAAGAACUCUCCCAGCGAUUUUGUAGAAUACAAUAAGAAGCAGCUGAGUCGAAUCUACCCCAAAGGGACUCGAGUUGACUCCAGUAAUUACAUGCCUCAGCUCUUCUGGAACGUGGGCUGCCAGAUGGUGGCACUAAACUUUCAAACUCUUGACCUGCCGAUGCAGUUGAACAUGGGGGUGUUUGAAUACAAUGGGCACUGUGGUUAUCUGCUUAAACCAGAGUUCAUGAGACGCACCGACAAACACUUUGACCCCUUUACUAUGGACAUUGUGGAUGGGAUCGUAGCCAAUACGGUCGAGAUCAAGAUAAUCUCAGGUCAAUUUCUGAGCGAUAAGAAGGUUGGCGUUUAUGUGGAGGUGGACAUGUUUGGACUUCCCACCGACACUAAAAGGAAAUACCGAACGAAAACAUCUAACAACAACUCUCUGGACCCGGUGUGGGACGAGGAGCCCUUUUUGUUCAACAAGGUGGUGUUACCCACCCUGGCAUCCCUGAGAGUAGCGGUGUAUGAGGAAAGUGGAAAGUUUAUCGGCCAUCGCACCUUGCCAGUAUCAGCAUUGCGUCCAGGAUAUCACUACAUUUGUCUGAAGAAUGAGCUGAACCAGCCGCUCAUGUUGCCCUCACUCCUGGUGUACACUGAAGCGAAGGACUACAUCCCCAAUGAGCACCAAGAGUACGCUGAAGCUCUGACAAACCCCAUCAAACAUCUCUCUGAGCUGGCUCGGAGGGAAGCACAACUUCAGGCACUUAUGGUGGACUCCACAGAGGGUGGUCCUGUAAAACCAGAGGAAGGAGUCAAGUUUGAUCCUAGUUGUGUGACCUCUGUUGACCCUAUCUGCUCUCUGCCUUCUCCAACACUUCCUCCUCCGUUGAAUGAGGUCGUGAACCCAGCAUCAGCCCCGAAAGAAGAUCUAGUCAACAAUAUUCUUAAAGUUAUUGAACCUCAGUCUAGUGAGGAGCUCAAACAACACAAUUCCUACCUGAAGUUGUUAAAGAAGCAGUGCAAGGAACUCAAGGAGCUACGAAAGAAACAUCUCAAAAAGGUGUGGGCUUUCAGUAAGGAACAGAGGGCACUGAGCAAACAGAGUCAGACGGACAAACGUCUGCGGCCCAGUCUGAAGAAAAAUGGAGCAGAGGAGCCUGUGCAGAAGGAUCACACGGAGCAGUUUAAAGAGGAGCAGAUGCAGAAACUUCUCAGUGUCAGACAGUCACAACAUCAGAUUGAGACUGAGACCAAACACGCUCAUCUGUUAGAGGCCAGUCAGAAACUGAUGGAAAUUGCCCAGGAAUGUCAAGCUGCCCAGAUAAAGAAACUCAAGGACGUGUGUGACAAAGAAAAGAAAGAGCUCCAGAAGAUUCUGGAACGGAAAAGGCUGAACAGCAUAACUGAGGCCAAGAAGGCUGAAAAAGAUAAGGCCGAAAUCAAGGAGUUGAGUGAGAUCAAUAGAAAACACAUCAGCGAGUCUGUCAACUUAAUCCGUCUGCUGGAAUUGUCUCAAGGGAAGCGUCAGGAGAAGCUGAAAGCCCUUCACAAAGACAUCCUCCAGAGGAUAGAGGAGGAGAUCCCUCUGAAUCAGGCUCGUCUGACAUGCGACUGCGAAGCAGAGCUGAAGUGCUUACCGGAGGAAAUCUCUCUGUACCUACAGGGGGAGCUAGAGAGAAAAGGCUCUCGUAAAGACCUCUUCAGUCAGGUCAAUAAUGACAGCUCUGGCUCCGGCCCGUCUUCUAACUGCAGCACGCCCCCUUACUCCUCCCCCAAUCACAGCUGGAGCAACAUCGGCAGCAUCUCCACCUCAGUGCUGGACUCGCCCACCUCAAACAGCCCUGUUAAAUCAGACACGGACACUACAGGAAUAUACUAGCGAUACUACGCUUUUGUUUUGUUUGUACCACUAAUUCUCACCUCUGGAAUCUAAGAAUAGAUUUAGUAUUACAAGUUGUAAGCAAUUUUUCAUUUGCAUAUACCUUGCGAAUUGAAAUGUACCAACUUUUUACGUUUUCAUUUUUAAACCAAAGUCUUGUUUUAAAUAGUCACUAUGGAUUUGAUCUAGCUUUACAAACGUGGGCUCUGGUACAUAUUGAUGCCUGUACGGGACACCUGUGGAAACAAGAGGGGGGCGGUACACCUUUGACUAGGUUCUCUAUUUAUUUCUGUUGUGUAUUGUGCACUGUAGAGCUUUAAGUGUAGUGCGUUGAAUUGCCCUGAAGGUGGCAGUGUAAAUUGGCAAUGGCACAUUAGUCUGUGAUGCGAAUGCUAGGCUAGUGCUUAAUCUGAAUGGUACGUGUUUACAUAAAAACGCACAGAUGGACUGUCGCUUGCCCAACUCCCAACAAUUAAUUUCUCAUAACGUAUCUCCGUAGAAGUAAAAACACGCUGACGUGUGAAUACGUAGACGAGGGACAGUCAUUUAUUUUGUGUGUAUGUUAAUUGCCUCAUUUCUACUUUUCUUUCGCUUGAACUCUGUCACCCAGAUUAUGCUUUCUAAAUCCUGUAAUCCCCUCCUGUAUCCCAAUGUUGGUUGGUUUAAUCGAAUCGAUACUAAUCCCGUCUCUGUAGUUGACACUCAAAUGCACCGAUGCCUUGGAAACUUGGACCUUAUUCCUGUGCCACGCCCGAUUUUCCACAUUUAAAUCCGAUUGAACCGUAGUCCUGGCACAGUUUCAUGAUAGACACCUGCACAGACACUUACGACGUGUGGUUUUAUAAAGUCAGAUUCCAAGUCACAACAUGUUGCAUAACAUACAACGAGGCAGAGCAUAAUGUGAGAUUGAAUGAAGACACGUAAAUCUUAGCUCUGAUCGCAGCAUUCCAGGCCUUUUUUAAUCCAUUAGACGGCAUGACGGUUGGAUUUCACUUUCUCUGUGUAAUCUGAUUUGAUUCUAUCAUUUUUUCAUUCAUCUCUGGUUGACCUUCAUCUGGGUCCCUAACCUCUCCUCUCAUUCUUUUUUCCUGACACUUCUCUCUCUCUCUGGAUUUUGACAUGCAUACAGUGCUCACUCGCUCCGCCCGCUUGAGCAGAUUGACUCAAAGCACCCGUCAUCGCUGCAUCGUCUACAUCAUUAUAAUACCGGGAGAUGACAGUGUUCUUGGUGCUUAAUGAUCUUUAUCGAAGCACUUUAAGAAAUAAAUCAAUUACAGCACUUAAGACUAUCAAACAAAUACAUUGGACGCAGGGCGUGACGUCUACUCUCAGUGCAUGGAUGAAAAUAUAAAGACGAGAUGUAUAAUUUACACGGUUGGAAGAGAGCGUGUUUGUGUGUGAGUUUGCUGGCUGUAUGAAUGGAUGAGCGCUGUAGUGUUUAGAAGGCCAGAAGGCAAAAGGGCUGUGAUGGACAAUGCCAUCUUUCUCAAUGGGAAAUGAGUCUCGAGUGUGUUGUUUGUGUCUCUUGUCUGCAUGUCAGUUCAACAGCUUUAUACCAAUAUGAAAAGGGAUUAAUGAUAUGUGCAUGUAAGCAAAUCCUCUUUUCAUACUUCUUUAGCUUUGAAAAGGACUGUAGGGGCCAAUAUUGUUGUACUAGGAAAUAUUAAUGUGUGUAUUUUAGCAGAAACCAGAUUAUAAAUCGUCUUAUAAUUCACUCCUUUUAGGAGUUUAAGGAAUUCUACUACUGACUAAAGCAGUCGAGAGUAAAGUCUGUCUUUGUCUGUGUUUCGGGCUACAUUCUUGAACAUAUCAAAUUGGAGUUAUCUGUUGUUGAUGGUGCAUUUUUUACUUUAUGGCCUGUAGUUUUCAGUUUAAUUUUAUUUCAAACAAUUUUUCAAAGAUAAUUUUAGCACCUUUGUAAACGUGAUUGUCACAUUAUCACUGUUGUUUUGUUUGUAGGCCAUGGAAACGAGGACAUUUCAUAUGUUCAGUGAAUUUUCAUUUAAACCCCAUUUUUGCGUCUUGAAAUGGGACAAAAUCCAGGUUGCUUACAUUUUUUUAUUUAUUUUAAAACCUUUUAUUUUGAAAUGCAUUGGAAAUCAUGUCCUUUAAAUUCAGUUCUGCAUGGUUGGUAGGUUGAAGUCAGGAAGACAUUUGCAUGCUAAUUCCUGUCUAUAAUCAGACGUCCUCAGGGGAGAUCAGAGUGAGAUCAGACUUCUCUCAUUAAUGCUAAUUAUUAAUGACAGACUGCUCCAUAAUACAGUAUAUACGGAUCCAGGACCUGACUUAAACCUAUGCUAGCUAAUAUUGGUGUUUGUACUGAAAUAUCUUUAAGGGGGAAUAUAUAGGGCUAACUUCUGCUGCCUCAUUUAUAGCUUUAACCAAGUACAUACAGUAUGUCAUAGUUCCUUGAGUACAAAUUUGUUCACACUUUCUGGAUCUGUCUUUUUAUCACCUUCCUACUGAAACACUUUUGUUAACACUGUAUGUAGAUAAAGUACUUGUCUGCCUUGUUAAAGGGAAAAUUAUUACUCUGGAUGUAAUUUUUAUUCGAUAAAUAAUAUAACUGUACAUUCAAUAAAUGCAGAACGUUGCGAAAAAUG
Messenger RNA from Triplophysa rosa, 6632 nucleotides. RefSeq names its product phospholipase C, beta 3 (phosphatidylinositol-specific) (gene plcb3). Gene Ontology annotation, biological process: phosphatidylinositol-mediated signaling; lipid catabolic process. The record is from RefSeq and is a predicted model, not a curated record. The coding region runs from base 352 to 4029 and encodes 1225 amino acids. The transcript is spliced from 34 exons. Gene Ontology annotation, molecular function: phosphatidylinositol-4,5-bisphosphate phospholipase C activity; calmodulin binding; calcium ion binding. Lineage: Eukaryota; Metazoa; Chordata; Actinopteri; Cypriniformes; Nemacheilidae.